AAGAAGCAUAAGAAAACGGCGUCGUAUUAACCCUCUCUUUCGUUUGACAGCACCAUAACCAUAACCAUAACCACAACCUUCAAAUUCAACUUCAACAAACUCUCUCUGUAAAACGCAAAACCCUAAUUUUAUCAAUUCAAUGACACCACGCACCGAUGACUACGAACAAGACAACGAUAACCUUUCCGCCACCGACUGCGACGACGAUGACGACGACUACGGUCUCAAAGAAGAUAUGGCUGCUCUCGCGCGAGCUUGUAUGGUCACCGGAGAUGAAAUUCCGCCUCCGGAAGAUCCACUUUUGGCCUCCGGUGACGCCAUUGUCCCUUUCACCGUCACUGCCGACUCCGACGAAGAUGAACAGAGUGAUCUAGAAUGUCUCAAGAGAGUGCAGAGUCUUUACCAGCCUCCGGAUUCUCUUCCUACGCCGCAGAUAGGCCUGUCCGACGACGAUGAAGACGACUUUGAAACAGUUCGCGCCAUUUUCAAACGGUUUUCUGCUUACGACGGAGGUGGAAGGGAAGCAUGGGCUGAGGGGGGUCAGGCCCCAAGUUUAAUCAGUGAGCAGGAAGUUGCCAAGAGCUCCAUCUCUGACAAAUCAGAUGAUGGUGAAUUGUGUCCUGAUUCUCAAUACCAUGAUAAUGACACCAAAUUGCUGACUGAGACAUGUGGCUUUGACGAGACUUGUGAAGAUGAUGCCACUGCCAGCUUGUCUUCCAAAUUACCGAAGAACAGAUCAAGCUUUCCUCCGUCGGCUCAAGCUUUUAUUGAUGCUGUCAAGAAGAAUAGAGCUCUCCAGAAAUUUCUUAGAAGUAAGUUGAUUGAAAUUGAAGCAAAAAUUGAGGAAAACAAAAAGAUAAGAGACAAAGUUAAACUCCUUAAGGAUUUCCAGGUUUCAUGCAGUAGAAAAACGGGGAAUGCUUUAUCACUGAAAAAGGACCCGCGUGUGCAGUUAAUAUCUUCCAAGAAAUCCAUUGCAACAAAUAAAUCAAAGAGCCAUAAUAAGAAAGUUUCUGCUAUGUGUUAUGGCCCAGAGGAGAAUUCUCGUGUUGCUAACUAUAAGAUGGUAUUGGAAAGAUUUCCGCUUUCAUUGGAUCGGAAAAAAUGGUCAAAUAAGGAAAGGGAAAAUCUUUCGAAAGGAAUUAAGCAACAAUUCCAAGAAACAGUGCUUCAAAUUUCAGUAGAUAGAAUGAGUUCAGAGUGCUCGCCUGGAGAUGCAAAUGACAUGGAUAGCAUAAUUGAAUCAGUUAAAGGUCUUGACAUCACACCAGGGAGGAUUAGAGAAUUUUUACCUAAAGUUAAUUGGGAUCGAUUGGCUUCUAUGUAUGUUACUGGCCGUACUGGUGCUGAAUGUGAAUCAAGGUGGUUGAAUUGUGAAGAUCCUCUGAUCAACCAUGACCCAUGGACUGGUGAAGAGGAUAGAUCUCUUUUGAUUAUUAUCCAAGAGAUAGGCAUCAGGAACUGGUUUGACAUUGCUGUAUCUUUGGCCACAAACAGGAUUCCAUUUCAAUGCUUGGCACGAUACCAGAGGAGCUUAAAUCCUUCAAUGUUAAAUAGUGAAUGGACUGAGGAAGAAGAUGCUCAACUUUGUUCUGCUGUUGCAUGUUUUGGUGAGAGUAAUUGGCAGUCUGUGGCUUCUGUUUUAGAACGACGGGCGGGAACCCAGUGCUCAAAUAGAUGGAAAAAAUCGCUUUGUCCUGUGAGGAAAGGGAGCUUUACUCCCGAGGAGGAUAAACGCCUUACAAUUGCAGUCAUGCUGUUUGGACGAAAAUGGAAUCAAAUAGCUAAAUUUGUUCCUGGCCGGAUCCAAUCUCAGUGUAGGGACAGAUACCUUAAUAGUUUGGAUCCUUCUUUGAAAUGGGGUGGAUGGACUGAGGAAGAGGAUUUAAGAUUAGAAGCUGCAAUCACUAAGUAUGGAUAUUGCUGGUCUAAGGUUGCUGAAGAUGUGCCUCCCCGCACUGAUUCUCAAUGCCGGAAGAGAUGGAAGGUGAUAUGUCCUGAACAAGUUUCUCUGCUUCAAGAAGCAAGAAAGAGGCAAAAGUCUCUUCUUGCCUGUAACUUUGUCGAUCGAGAAUCUGAACGUCCAGCCAUUACAUUGAAUGACUUUAUUCCUUUACAAAUGGUAGCUCCAUCAUCUGACGUUAGUGCUGAGAAUCUCCAAAGGAAACGGAAGAGAAAAUCGAGCAGUGUUCACAAUAAAGAGAGGUCCAAAAAACAUGCAGAAGACGCUGAACUUUGUCCCGAGGAAGUUCAAGAUGCAGUUCCCAAGAGAGAGAGGCCCAAAAGACAUGCAACAAAGGCAUCAAUUUUUUCCGAGGAAGUACAAGAUACAGUUCCCAAGAAAGAGAAGCCUAAACGACAAUCAAAAAAAGCUCGAAUUUGUCCCGAGGAAGUACAAUAUAUAGCAGCUUAUGGUGCUAAGGUUAAGACUUGUGGUGGAGGUGUUCCAUUCUUUGCACAGAACAAUGUUCCCAAGAAAAUGAGAUCUAAAAGAUGUGCUAAAAAGGCUCCAAUUCAUCCUGAGAAGGUAGAGAAUAUAGGAUGCAGUGACAAGGUCAAGGUCUGUAUCGAGUCCAAAAGUCAAGAUGGGGACAACAUAACACUUGCAUGCUUUUUGCGCAACAAAUCAAAGAGAGUCAAGAGACUAAGUAAACGUACCAAAAAUGAGAACCAGACUUCAUCUUCCUCUAGGAAGAAAAUUGUAUCUAAGCAGGUUGAAAAUCAAAUACCAUCUGAUGAUCAAGGCGGGUUUUCUCUGCCGUGUGGUAUUGGUGGAACUCAAGAUUUGUUAGUGUCUAAGGAAGUUGCUUCUAGCAGACAAGUAAAAAAACCAGAAGAUGCAAAUGCAGCUAGAAAAUCAGAAGAUGCACACAAUUUGAUUGGUGACGACGAUGACGAUAUGACUCUCAAUUGCUUUGUGAGAAACAAAACAAAUAAAUUGAGUCAAACUACUAAAAGACGCCGUGCUAGUUCUUCCUCCAAAUCGAAAAAAGGAACUAUAUUACUCCAUGGAAACAAGCCAACCCUGAUUUCUGACGGCAGUGAACCAUCCUUGUCAAAAGUUGUUGAAGAGGAGACUGUUUUACAUGGUGGUGUGGCUGAAUCUGAACCCAUAAACAUGAAUGUGGUUGAAGACAAGACUAUUUUGCAUGGCAGCGUGGCUGAAGCUGAACCCACAAACAUCAACGUGGUUGAAGAGGAGUCUGUUUUGCACAAUGGUGUGGCUGGUGCUGAGCCCACAAACAUCCAUGUGGAAGAAGAAGAUGACCUGCUUCUUUCCUUCCUGCAAAACAAGACAAGGAGACGGAAAAGGCUGACACAAUAUUCGUAAAUGUAGUUGUUGCUCAUGAUCCAAAUCAUGUGGGCUGGUACCCCUUUUUGUUUUCCUACUAAUAGGUAUGUGUAUAAAUACAAAACAGUUGAUUAAAAUAGGUGCUGGCAAAUUGUGGAAUGGCUAACCAUAUCAUAAGGGGAAACUAGGUGAUGGGUUACUGCGAAACUCGAUACAGCCAUGAUCGUGAAUUUGAUCCGGAUCGCCUGCAGUAGAAAAAAGGCAAUUGCCGGAAUUGCGCGACUGUGGCAAAUGCUGUAUUUUGCUACUGUAGGAAUCCGAAUUAGAAUUGGUCAUAGUUCAAGGUACAUGAGUUAUGAGAUAGGAAGCAUGCCAAUGAAAUUUUGCUGAGCUUUGGCCUGUAUAGACACAUUUUCGGCCUAGCUCAAUAUAUGUAUACUUUUGGACUGCGAGAAUUCUUUAAGCUUGAAAUGUGAAUCAGAUUUUGGAUUAGUUUCGAAGAUACUGCAAAACUUCACGCAACUUUAUGUAUGCAUGAUGGAAGUUUUGCCAUCACAAAUAUAAAUUGUUAUUGAAGUGAAUAUAAGACUCACCUGAUACUUGCAAAAA
Molecule: messenger RNA, 3901 nt
Organism: Cicer arietinum (chickpea)
Lineage: Eukaryota; Viridiplantae; Streptophyta; Magnoliopsida; Fabales; Fabaceae
Biological process (GO): snRNA transcription by RNA polymerase II; snRNA transcription by RNA polymerase III
Cellular component (GO): snRNA-activating protein complex
Molecular function (GO): RNA polymerase III type 3 promoter sequence-specific DNA binding; RNA polymerase II cis-regulatory region sequence-specific DNA binding
Source: RefSeq, a predicted model, not a curated record